CGAAAGCUAGAACGUCACCAUCACUUGCCAUCACUGCGAGGCAUUGGCGUUGGCAUUACACAUUCUUACUCGAUUUGUUGCCGUAUUCUGCACGCGUCUCAGCUGACGCUUUGAAGCACGAUUUGCAAUGGCCUCCCACGCGGCAACCUGGAGGGCAGGCGCCGUCCUGUCUUCCGCUCUCGCAGCGAUUGGGAGAAAGCAGAUGCGUUCAGGCCGAGAGGGCCUUCCCGCUUGCGGCCGGUGCUCAAGACCUUUCACCUCUUUCUCCUCUCUCUCGUCCGCUCGCUCACAGCCACUGAAAGGUACUGCGCUUCAAGCAGCUUUCAAACAGAGGAAAGGAGGCUGGCGAAGGCUCUCAGGUGCUUUCCAGACACGGGCCAGUGUCGCAGACGCGGACACCUUUGUGGAGGGGGAGGCGGGGGAGGGUUUUGAUCUGCCGCCGGAAAACCGAAUUCCCGUGACUGUGAUCACCGGGUAUCUCGGGUCGGGCAAAACAACGCUUUUGAACUACAUCCUGACGGCAGACCAUGGGAAACGCAUCGCUGUCAUCGAGAAUGAGUAUGGAGAGAUUGACAUUGACGGCUCCCUGGUCGCCUCCAAGCAAAGCGGCGCGGAAGAGAUCAUUCUGCUGAACAAUGGCUGCAUGUGCUGCACCGUGCGGAGCGACCUCGUUCGUAUGAUCACGGACCUGGUGCGGACCAAGAAGGACAAGUUUGACCACGUCAUCGUCGAAACGACAGGUUUGGCCAACCCUGCCCCUAUUAUCCGGACAUUCUACCUGGAGCCAGACAUCGCGGAUGAGCUAUACAUUGACGCGGUCGUGACGCUGGUAGACGCCAAGCACGCAGAGCGACACAUCAACGAGGUCAAGCCAGACGGGGUCGUGAACGAGGCGGUCGAGCAGAUUGCAUAUGCUGACAGGAUCAUUUUGAACAAGAUUGAUUUGGUGAACGAGCGCGAGCUGAGUUCCGUCCGGAAGACGAUCGAGAGAAUCAACUCGAUGGCCAAGGUGCAGCAGGCCGUCAAGGGCAAGGUCGACCUAGACUACGUGCUGGGGGUCGGAGGGUUCGACCUGGAAAGGAUCGAGGAGGCGGUGGACCCCAAGUUCUUGGAGGAGGAGCCCAAGAGCAGCCACAGCCACGAUCACGAUCACCACGACCACGACCACGAACAUCAUCACGACCAUGAGCACGCGGGCGAUGCGGACGACUGCACAAAGUGCGCCGAGGAGGGGCACUCGCACAACCAUGGCCACCACGACCACGGACACUCCCACGACCACGGCCACGAGCACCACGACCACGUGCAUGACGUCGGCAUCACGUCAGUCAGCAUCGUGCAGGACGGGGAGCUGGACAUUGAGCUGGUGAACGACUGGCUGAGCGACGUGCUCUCGUACCACAGCGACGACAUAUACCGGAUGAAGGGCGUGCUCGCAAUCCAGGGCAGCAAGGAGCGCUUCGUGUUCCAGGGCGUUCAUGACCUCUUUGAGGGCACUCCUGAACGUCCGUGGAGCAAGGACGAAAAGCGUUUGAGCAAGAUUGUCUUCAUCGGGAGGGAGCUCAACGAAGAGUCGCUAAAGAACGGCUUCAAGAACUGCUUGGCCGAGGAAAAGGUUCGUGCCCACGACCCUUAUCAUGCGGUUGACGCGCGCCCCUAGAGAGCUUGAUAAGCGGUCGUCGGGGCUGCAAUCGGUUACAGAGCAACCAAAGCAAAUACAUAUAAGAGUGCCUCGAGCAUUAGGUCAAAGAGGAGAGAAGUCCAGACUGGCCCCCGCUAGAUCAUCAGACUAGCUCCUGAUUUGGGAGGAGGCAGUUGAUAAUUACAGGUGUGUCAUGGCAUCAUCGCAUGGCGAAGUUCUUACAAGUUACCACGUCCUAUGUGCGAGCCAAAUAUCAUUAUUGAGCGCUUUCGGAAUUCUUGAGCCGGGCAAAAAUCUGGCAAAUGCGCCCG
Molecule: messenger RNA, 1953 nt
Organism: Klebsormidium nitens
Lineage: Eukaryota; Viridiplantae; Streptophyta; Klebsormidiophyceae; Klebsormidiales; Klebsormidiaceae
Source: the annotation of a GenBank genome assembly